Molecule: messenger RNA, 945 nt
Organism: Effrenium voratum
Lineage: Eukaryota; Dinophyceae; Suessiales; Symbiodiniaceae
Source: the annotation of a GenBank genome assembly
AUGGCAGGUUUUGAUGCGUCCUGGACCAGUGAUGAGUUGGCCAAGAACCUGUGUGACCUCCUCGUGAAGAAGGGGCAACUCAAGGAGAAACCGGCCUUCAUUCGGUCCGAUCGUGAGGCGAAGAUCGCCCAGAUUUUUGGGGACAUUGGGCUGGAUGGCGCCAAGCUUGGCACCUAUGACAAUCCUGGCCCAUUGGAAAUGCUUGUGCGCAAGAGCACCAACGGCGAAACAUGGGUCCAACACGUGCUGGAUGGCUUGAUCAGUAUGAUGCCAGAGGACGUGGCAAAAGCGACCAAAACGAUGACCAUGGAUGAGGCGGCCAAGGAAGAGUUGGCUGCUGCCAAAGAAAAGUCAGCCCAACGCCGCGAGCGCAUGCACGACGAUAAAGACGGUGGCGAGAAGGAAGAGCGACCCAAGGGAAAAGGAAAAGGUGACCGUGGAGAUCGCGGGGAGCGUGGAGAUCGCGGGGAGCGUGGCGAGCGUGGCGAGCGUGGCGAGCGUGGCGAGCGUGGCGAACGUGGAUUUGAUCGUGGCGAGCGUGGAUUUGAUCGUGGCGAGCGUGUAUUUGAUCGUAAUGGUGGUGGAGGCGGCGGUGGUGGUGGUGGUGGUGGCCGUUUUGACCGUGACGACCGUCCCCCCCGAGAUGGAGGCUUCCGGGACCGUGGCGAUGGAGAGGAGCGUCGUGAUGGAGGCCGCCGUCAGGAGAACAUGGAAUGCUACAAUUGCGGUCAGCUGGGCCAUAGCUCGCGCGAUUGCCCUGAGCCACGCAAGGAGAAAGGAAAGGGCCGUGGCAAGGGCUAUAAGAACCGAGAAGAGCAACAAUGCUUCAACUGCAAGCAGUUCGGCCACCGCUCGCGUGACUGCCCUGAACCACCAGAUGAGGAGCUCGUGCGUCAGCGAUUGGCAGCAAAAGCAGAGAAGGAGAAACAGUCUCGCGGCGACUAG